Messenger RNA from Vigna angularis (adzuki bean), 1008 nucleotides. RefSeq lists its product as uncharacterized. The transcript has a single exon. Lineage: Eukaryota; Viridiplantae; Streptophyta; Magnoliopsida; Fabales; Fabaceae. The record is from RefSeq and is a predicted model, not a curated record. The coding region runs from base 1 to 1008 and encodes 335 amino acids.
AUGGCACCUAGACUCCCUCCUCCACCACAACCUACUGAACCAGAUGCGUCCAACAACGCUAGGUUGUUGGAAACGGUGAUUGAUCGAUUGCAGCAACAAAACACGACUUUAAUGGAGCAGAACGCCACCCUGAUGCAGCAGAAUCAGAGUGCCAUGCAGAGUUUGGAGGCCUCGCGUGCCAACUCUGAAACGACGCAAAGACAAUUGAUGGAAAUUUUAGCAGCAACCAGGCACACUUCAGGGGCGUCUUCUUCCAACGCUGCCCCGCCUGCUGCCGAGUGGAGCUUGGAGAGCUUCCUCCAACACCAUCCGGCCAAAUUCAGUGGAAAAUGCCUUCCUGAUGAGGCAGACCAGUGGCUGAGAGACAUGGAGCGUAUUUACAAUGCUAAGAGGUGUCCAGAUGAAAGCCGCUUGGCUUUUACAGAGUACUUACUGACUGGUGAAGCUAGCCACUGGUGGACGAGUAUGAAAGCCAUCUUAACGGACGCUCAGAAUCCCAUCACCUGGGCUGUUUUCAGAAGCAAAUUUUAUGAGGAAUACUUCCCAGAUAGCGUUCGUUACGCUAAGGAAGUCGAGUUUCUUCAACUAGCGCAAGGAGCGAAGUCUGUGUCGGAGUAUACCAACACAUUUAAACACCUCCUGAGGUUCAAUACGAUGGCCACCAGUGAGGAGUGGCAGUGCAGGAAAUUUGAGAACGGACUGCGGAGUGAUUUGAAGGUCUUGAUUUCCAGUUUGUGCAUCCGGUCAUUUCCUGCUAUGGUUGAGCGAGCCAAGGUUUUGGAGAAGAAUAUGGCAGAGGCGGAACGGCUGAAGAGGCAGCAACAAGGGAGUAGGGGACCGAUCGUGUCCAGGGGAGGAGCUGUUCAGAGGAGACCUCCUUACGCUCGUCCAAACCAGCCUUCUCAUGCAAGCGGAUCUCAAGGAGUAGUUCCUGUCGGACAGUCUGGACAGGGAAGUGUCGUUUGCUUCCGGUGUGGAGGACCACAUUAUAGGUCUUCAUGCCCUUAG